GAAGACCACAGUAGCUCACUAAGUGAUGAUCUGCCUGCACUCACAGAGCGAGCGUCUCCGCUCUGAUCUCUCUGCCUCUCAUGCUGUCGCUCACCGUUAAUCAGCCUCACGCACCUUUCUGCUUUCUGCUUCACUCCUUCCACUUAACUCUUCUAACAUCUUUCGUGGGGAGCGUUUAUUCUAACUUCUUAGAGAUGAGAGGAGAGCGGUGGGACUGUUUGUGGCUGAGAGUAACAACAGCAGCAGAUGUCUGAAGAUAAUUGCCUGUCUUGGUAAACCCUAAGGGUGAAAAAGGGAAGAAGGAAGAUUUGUUCAUUCCUCUUCCAGGGGGGCGUCCUGCAGUUAAUGAGGAUAGCUGAGGAGCGCACACAUUGAGAAUUUAACCAGAUGGACCAGAAACAACGGAAGAAGAAGACCUAACCCAAGAAGGGGAUUUAAAAGGAGACACUAUGAACACCACAGAGCAGCAUGGAUUGAUCCAAGGCUACCACAACAGGAGCCAAACAUCAGGCAUUUUGCCACUCAACAAAGACUUAUCAGCCGAGAAGGACUCGUCGGCAGGAUGCUACGAGCAGUUGUUGAUUUCCACCGAGGUUUUCCUCACUCUGGGCAUCAUCAGCCUGCUGGAGAACAUCCUGGUUGUUGCUGCUAUCGUCAAAAACAAGAACCUUCACUCGCCCAUGUACUUUUUCAUCUGUAGCCUCGCUGUCGCUGACAUGCUUGUCAGCGUGUCCAACGCCUCUGAGACUAUCGUCAUAGCGCUCAUCAACGGGGGCAACCUGACCAUCCCCGUCUCGUUGAUCAAAAGCAUGGACAAUGUGUUCGACUCUAUGAUCUGUAGCUCUCUGUUGGCGUCCAUCUGCAGCUUGCUGGCCAUCGCCAUCGAUCGCUACAUCACCAUCUUCUACGCUCUGCGCUACCACAACAUCGUCACCCUGCGAAGAGCGAUGCUGGUCAUCAGCAGCAUCUGGACGUGCUGCAUCGUGUCCGGCAUCCUGUUCAUCAUCUACUCGGAGAGCACCACGGUGCUCAUCUGCCUCAUCACCAUGUUCUUCACCAUGCUGGUGCUCAUGGCGUCGCUGUACGUCCACAUGUUCCUGCUGGCGCGUUUGCACAUGAAGCGGAUCGCGGCGCUGCCGGGCAACGCUCCCAUCCACCAGCGGGCCAACAUGAAGGGCGCCAUCACCCUCACCAUCCUCCUCGGGGUGUUCGUGGUGUGCUGGGCGCCCUUUUUCCUCCACCUCAUCCUCAUGAUCACUUGCCCCAGGAACCCCUACUGCACCUGCUUCAUGUCCCACUUCAACAUGUACCUCAUCCUCAUCAUGUGCAACUCCGUCAUUGACCCCAUCAUCUACGCCUUUCGCAGCCAGGAGAUGAGGAAGACCUUCAAAGAGAUUUUCUGCUGCUCGCACGCUCUCUUGUGCGUGUGAGCUGCCCGUUGAGUGUCAGAAGAGCUUCGACGCUGGCAGCUACAAUCAACAAUUUGAAUGAAACUUGGCCGUGAGCUGUAAUCACUGUGGACUGAUGUGGCUCUGUUGUGCCAUGUGCUCUGGCAGUCGGCUGUUAAUGAUUGAUAAGUAGGGCGCUCGCCUUUGGUUUCGCGAGUCAGGUUGUGAAAGAGGUAGGUUUACAGACAUCUUGUAAAAUAGAGUAUCGCUCUGUUGACAAAUGCUAUUUUGUUUCGUAGUAAACGCCGCUCUAAAGUGCAAUUUAACGUAAAUGUUACCAGCAUGUAUAUCAUGCUCAAACUGUGGUUCAUUUACAAACCUUUUCUCUUUCUCACUCUGAAACGUUCUCUCUCUACCGACCACGCAUUUCUUGUUCACUGUCAAAAGAAAAUCAAAAAUGCCAUCUUUAAAGAUCUUUAUGUAUCUACAUGGAUUAUGGCACUUAAAUGUCACAGCUGUUGCAACGUUUAAACCUAAAUGCCACAGUGCAUGUACUCUAGCAGAGAUUAACAUAGUGUAUAUGACAGACUACCUCCAUGUUUGAGAGUGUAAUCCACCUCAUAACAGAAGCUAUGACAGUAUUUUUGCAGAUGGGUGUAUACUCCUUUUGUUUUGCAUUGCAAUGAAUGUAAAGAAAUAUUGUUUUUCACAAGAUAAAAUGAUGAAUAACAUUACACCUCAUGUAUUAUGUGCCAAUCACGAAGGAGGAGAUGAAGGAAAGCACAGGGAAUAUCCUGCUCAACUGAAGUGGGCUUUCUUUUUUUUUUACAGAGGUGGCAUUUUUCUGAGUUAGAGGUAAAGGAAUGAGUAAUCUAACACAAAUGGACUACUUUGUAGGAAAGAAGUGUGAUUUUCCAAGCUGCUUUAAACAGUUAAGAACUCUGAGAUCAAACUAGGUGCGUCCGGAAAUCACAAAACAAGAGCACAAAGAAAAAAAUACAUUUCUGCUCUGCUGUGGAACCCGCUCCGCUCAGCAUGGUAACCUCAGGCUGUUGUUUUGUUGCUUACGCAUGACAUUUAUCAACUGGGAUGUAAAAAGCAGGGCAGUACAGUUGUUUAACCACUCACUGGGUUACACAUUUACAGUAAUGAGGGGUAAAUGCUUAUAUAUCCUCAGUGCAGAGUGUACUGAGAAGACAGAUGAGAGUAUUUCUCAGGCAGAAAAGAUGGCACUUAAUAAACUAUUUAAUUUAUUUGAACGUACAGAAAAAAAGAGAAAUGAUUCAGGGUGACCUAGAACCUUUCCUCUAGUGUGUACUCCCAGUUUUUUGCUCCAUGAUGGCAACUUGACCUGGCCAGGGAUGCAGUUUUUGUUGACCCUCACCUCUGAUUUCCCCUCUGACGCCGGGCAGCCAGAAAGAGAUUUGUAUCCCAGGGAUGAACAGAAAGUUGCUUCAACGUUUGCGAAUCCUGAUUUCCGUCUGAGCCGAUAGCUAAAACAGACUCCUGAUGAUGCCAUCGUCAGUCCGCUCUGACUCAAGACAUCUGCUGAUCUCCAAAUCAAAGCUCUUGUGAAUUUGUGGUUUGUGUAGAUAUUCGUGUAAAUUUGCACAUGUGGGUCGUUGUCACUCUCAGCAUGCACGUGUGACCAACAUAGAGAUCUAUUUUUCAUCAUGUUUCUGUAAAAGGACAGAUUUUACUGAAUGUAUUUUUAUGUAUUAUGUGCUGUGUUGCUUCUUCUCCUUGCCUUAAAUAUGUUGCACUGUGACGUAAAGAGCAACCUUAUCCUCUGUGAUUCAGCAUUUAAGAAACUGAUGUGAUCAGUCUUUAUAUGUUGGUAAGUGCUAUUUGCAAUAUUGCCUUAUUUAUUUAUGCCUUUUUAAAACUCAAAGUGCAUUUUUGAAGCUCAUGAAAUACACACGAUGUAAACGGGGUGGCCCACUUUCUGUUAAAAAAAGCUUUGCCUGGAAUUUGAUUCAUGUGUGCCGAUAUGAAGCUGUUUGCUUGACCAAAUGCAUCCUCUGUGAAUCACGUCUGCAAAGUAACUUCAAUAAAUCACGCUGCCA
Messenger RNA from Sebastes umbrosus (honeycomb rockfish), 3454 nucleotides. It is a transcript of the gene mc4r, whose product is annotated as melanocortin 4 receptor. The transcript has a single exon. The record is from RefSeq and is a predicted model, not a curated record. Gene Ontology annotation, biological process: G protein-coupled receptor signaling pathway. Gene Ontology annotation, cellular component: membrane. Gene Ontology annotation, molecular function: melanocyte-stimulating hormone receptor activity. Bases 450 to 1430 code for a protein of 326 amino acids. Lineage: Eukaryota; Metazoa; Chordata; Actinopteri; Perciformes; Sebastidae.